Messenger RNA from Mesorhabditis spiculigera, 672 nucleotides. Lineage: Eukaryota; Metazoa; Nematoda; Chromadorea; Rhabditida; Rhabditidae. The record is from the annotation of a GenBank genome assembly.
AUGGAAGCCCCAGGACACAGCGGUGCCGCGACUUCCUCACCGGAUACAGGACCAGAUAACACCCUUCUAAAAUGCCGCAACGAUGUCCUGGAAGCCACUUUGCACGUAGGCGACACGGACGUGGUGGUGGAGAUACGGUUUCUCUGCGUUGGGCCUCUUCACAAAAUGACGUGGAAACUUUGCUCGAGAAGCCGAGAUCCUUUUGCCGUCCCACUGUUAGCAUUGAACUGCUAUGCCGUUUUUGUGGCAUACGAUGGACUAAUUUACAGAGUUUAUGAUCAACGCUCUGACGAUACGGCAAAAUCUGUUCGAAUAUGCGGCGAGGCUCGUGUGAAACAGUUGGUCGCGGCGGGAGACCGAAUGCAUUAUGUAGACGAAGAAGGCCGAGUCUACAGUUUUGGGAGUGCCACCCACGGCGAACUAGGCUUGGGUGUUUGCUGCAUGGCGACGGAUGCGGAAAAACUUACGGCUGAACAAGUUCAAGGAUUACCCGUCAUUGAGCAAAUCGAAGUCACUGAUUUUCAUACAAUGGCUGUUACGGAAUCCGGCGAAACAUAUUUCUGGGGCUGGAAUCCGGACGACGAGCUGGGCGGCGAUUUCGGGGUGAUGGAAUGGCUACCAAAGAAGCUCGACGCCGAUUGUGAUUCCAGUGUUGAAGGAGGUGAUAAAGCU